AAAAGUGUACGUAACAUGGGUUUAAUUCUAUGUUAAAUUACUUGAUAGUAACCAAUCAACCAACUUAGAUUUAUAUACUUCCCCCCUUUCUUUAAUUUAUUUAAUAUAUUAGGGAUACAGAUUUAUUCAGAAAUACUAAAGUAUUUCUUGGAGUAUAAAGUGAAUAUCAAUCAUGGAAAGGAAAAUUUCUAUAAAAGUAGCACAAAGGAUGUUGCAGCCAUGGAAUCUUUUUCUCCUUAUCCUAUUACAAUUUUUGUUACAAUUUUUAACAUCCAUUUAUCUUUACACUUACGUGGCUCGUGUUGAAACGGAUGUUUACAUUAUACGAAAUCAAAACAUUCUAGAGCCUGAGAAAUUUAUACGUAAGAAACGAAACAGUGCAUUGCCUGUGACAGAAGAUAAUAAAGUUUCAGAUAUUUCAAGAAUAUGGGACGAAAAAGAUAUGUUGAAGGAAUCUAAGAAAGUUACUUCACCUCCUGCAGCAAUGUCCGGUGCAGCAUCUUCGCCGAUUACUCCUAUGGGACAUGAUUGGGUAUGGUUAAACGCAGACACUCGUGUCCAGGUCGAUGCCAUUGAGAAUUUUUGUCGAUCUUCAAUGAAAUAUUGUCCACCAGGACUCCCGGGAGCACCAGGUAAUCCAGGAGCUCCUGGAGAACCUGGCCUUCCAGGUUUACGAGGAAUGACUGGUCCGAAGGGACCGCCUGGUUUAACUGGUCCUCCUGGACUUCGUGGGCCAAAAGGUGAUGUAGGACAUCCAGGUUUUGAUGGCAGAGAUGGAGUUCCAGGUGAACCUGGUCUCGAUGGAAUUCCUGGGCGUAGCGGCUUAGAUGGAGCUCCAGGAAUAAAUGGUAAACCAGGGCUAAAUGGAUCUCCUGGGCGACCUGGACGAAAUGGCACAGAUGGAAGGCCAGGUCAAAUAGGACCACAGGGACCACCUGGACUGCGUGGAGAAAUGGGUCCUCCUGGUAGACCAGGCAUACCAGGUCAAGAUGGCAAGCCAGGGAUAACAGCCUGGAAGGUGAACAUGAAUGACUAUAAUGUAAAUGAUUUAUUAAUUCCUCCUUCUAUUUUAGAUGAUAGAAUGUUACCAGCAGCCUUAAACUCCACAGAAUUAAUUUCAGUUUACGAAGGGACUAAUAUAAGAUUGAAAUGCGGCGCAAGCGGAAAACCUCAGCCCGUUGUUCAAUGGUUUAGAACCGAUAGUAGUGUCAUACCCGUAGGAUCUUGGCACGUAACUUCUAUUAUCGGACAUACAUUUAAUAUCAGCGUAGUGAACAGAGAACACAUGGGAGAAUAUACAUGCGUUGCCGAUAACGGAGUUCCUCCUCGAGCAGUUAAAAGAUUUAAACUUCAAGUCAAAUUUCCGCCGUUCAUUCGAAUACGAAACCAAAUAAUUCACGCACGUAGCCAAAGUAUCGCAACUCUGGAAUGCGAAGUCGAGGCAUAUCCGGAACCCACCCUUUAUUGGGAACGUGAAGACAGCCGUCGUCUCAAAAUGUCUGAUAAAUACAGAAUAGAAGUUUACGAUAAGAAAGACGUUUAUAAGCUUAAAAUGCGUUUGAAAAUCACGAGAAUAACUUUGGCGGAUCACGGUACCUAUCAUUGCGUUGCCAGAAACGAUAUUGACACUACCAAGGGCUCGUUCAUAGUAAAUGAUGAUAUAAAAAAUGCGGACAGAUUGAAGAGUGGGAAACAUGUCACUUAUGGAGAUCCUGCACCGCAACACGUCGAUUUAGAGGAACUUUGCGAGCCACGUGAAACCUGUGCGGCCUGUCCGGUUCUGAGAUGUACCUUUACAGAUGUUGCUGAAUAUUUAAAUGUUCAGCCGCUCAGAAGCGUUAAUUUUACCGGACUUCCGCCACGAUUAGCGGACGGUGUAAUAGAAGCUUUAGGAAAACCAGUUUUAAAAGGUGGAAUGGAUGAUCAUUAUGGGAGUUGGAUGCAUGAUGCAUCAUCCAGGUUGGAUGGAUUUUCUGAUAAACUCUGGGUUACCCGAAAAAACGACACCUCUUAUAUUUUUGAAUAUAAAUCGAAAGAUCACUUUAAAAACGGUAGUUCGUAUCCUAUCGCGUUACCGUAUCCGUUCCAGGUAUAUUGGCAGUGUUCUUAAGAUCAUAACCAUUGAAUUUAAAUCAUUUACAGAGGAAUGAACGUAAAUUAUUAUUAUAAGUUUCUGAUCAUGUAUGCGACAAGGAAUACCCACGAUGUGAACUGCAUCUUCCGGGAUUACUGGUGAAUACGAGAAACUAUCUCUACACACCGAAUCAUAAUUUCAAUUAUGUUGAUUUCAAUGUCGAUGAGAAUGGCUUAUGGAU
Messenger RNA from Nomia melanderi (Alkali bee), 2315 nucleotides. Lineage: Eukaryota; Metazoa; Arthropoda; Insecta; Hymenoptera; Halictidae. The record is from RefSeq and is a predicted model, not a curated record.